GCGUUACUAAGCAACGCACCGAGCCGCUAUAAAGAGGACAGGAGGGCGCACGAGACGACAAGAAGUUGCAGAAGCAGAGCGCGCGGACAGCUUUCGGGAAACUGCGUUCUGACGCACGCGCGCGCGCUAUGGACUAAAGCCUUUAGAUCUGAGAGGAAGAGCAGCGCGCGCUGAAGUCAGUGUUCAGUCCGGCUCCUCUGCUUGUGUUGCGGUUCCUCUGACAGCGCGCGGCAGCAUGAAGCUCCUGUUUUUCCCGCUGCUCAUCAUGGCGCUGAUCGGCGACGCUCAAGUUUUGUGCCAACAAGUAGAACCGAAAGAAGCAGCAGAUUACUGGACGAGCGGCAGCCAGGUUCAGGAGGACUGGCUCUCCAACGACCCAUUCAGAGAAAUCCUCCUGAGGAUGACGAGAAAGCCGCGGCCGCACCAGUUCAUCGGGCUGAUGGGGAAGCGCUCCAUGGGACAUAAAAUCAACUCAUUCGUUGGUCUGAUGGGGAAACGGAGCCAAGAAGAAGCAGAGCCCUACCAGUGGAGCACAGCACAGAUGGACGAGCAGCGGCGCUAAGCAGCCAGUCUUCACCUACCGGAGGCGACCAGAUGCUGGCUUUCUUUUUCUUCAACGUGUGUUUAGUUGUUAGUCCAAUAAAAUGAUUGUUUCCAUGUCGUAGUGAUGUAGCAGCGCUCUGCCUGUGCUGGUUUCCUCUGGGGGACGUGAGGAAGGGGAACGCUGCCAUGAUUGUCGUAAUAAGUGGUCUCUGGGUGGGUUUCCCUCCAUCUGCCAUGCCUCAGUCCAUAAAUGUUGUAGUGGACCAUCCAAGCCGAGCUAAACCCCCCCGGGUUCGCUGAAAGUUGCACUGCCAACUCCUCUGCAUUGUUCCUUGUAGCGGUUUGUUCCUUUAUGUUGGGGGGGGGGGGAUGUGUGUCACAGUGAACUUCAAGAUAUUAAAAUUAUUUUCUGUAAUUGUUGA
Messenger RNA from Cyprinodon tularosa, 965 nucleotides. RefSeq names its product tachykinin precursor 1 (gene tac1). Gene Ontology annotation, biological process: tachykinin receptor signaling pathway. The record is from RefSeq and is a predicted model, not a curated record. Lineage: Eukaryota; Metazoa; Chordata; Actinopteri; Cyprinodontiformes; Cyprinodontidae. The coding region runs from base 236 to 562 and encodes 108 amino acids. The transcript has 4 exons.